Molecule: messenger RNA, 6749 nt
Organism: Ornithodoros turicata
Lineage: Eukaryota; Metazoa; Arthropoda; Arachnida; Ixodida; Argasidae
Exons: 2
Coding region: 6-6623 (2205 amino acids)
Biological process (GO): protein processing
Cellular component (GO): plasma membrane
Molecular function (GO): metalloendopeptidase activity
Source: RefSeq, a predicted model, not a curated record
CUGACAUGGAGGACACGAUUUUCGGUCCCACAGAGGGGACGUCGGUGGAGGAAAAGGAACUCCUCGAGAAGUCAGGAUCCCUGGCCGACGAUGGCAGUUUCGAAUCGUUGUCUAAGUGUGAAGACAAAGCCAUUGCACCUUGCGAGCUCACUGUUCCCGGGAAAGCAAUGGAAGCACCUGAAGCUUCACUGAUUCAGCCCAGCACCGAAAUUCCAUAUCUAGGCGACCGCUUUGUAGAGCCUGAGGGUAAAUCUGAAUUGUCGUUAAAAUCAGAAGCAUCUAAUUUAUCGCAAAUGGACUCUGUAUCAAGCAUGCGAGAAAUGGCAGGAAACGGCAAUAUCAGACAAGCCACAAGUUCCAAAGUGAACCUAACGUCAUCUGAGAGGGACGACAGCCAGGUUGAAAAACGUGAGGGAUCAAACAUACUGCUUGGCAAGGCUGGAAUGCCUGACACUGUUCCUGAAAAGAGCUCGACAGGUGCGAUUGCACGAGCGAACUAUAAGGAACGCAGCUCCCGGAAACGACAUCGUCGAAACUCUGUGCAACGCAAACGUUCCUACAAUGAAGAUACAAGUGAGAAAUCGAUUGACAACAGUGGAAGAAGUAAAAGCGGCAUAAGAGGCAACCGCUAUUUAUCCAGAGGAAGAACUGUGUCCUUGGAUUUUGGGCGGUCAUCGGCUCGGCGGGCAGAAUAUUGGCCAUAUCAAAGUCGAAGGAAAGACAUAGUGGGCGACAGUAAAGUAACAACCUCGAAACAGGUGAAGUACCGCAAUCUUGAGUACAGGCCAUACAGAAGGCAGUCAACUGGACAGGAUAUAUCGAGGCAUACUUUUAACAAGUAUGAUAGUUCCCCAUUGAGCACAAAGAGGAUACGAAUGUACUCAGAACCAUACACUGAUCUCAGAAGUUCGUCUCUUGCGCAGGCUCUGAGACCCAGUCCACAGCAGUAUUAUGACGUAUCGAGUGGGAGAAUGCCAUGGCAACAGUAUCGUGAUCGUCGACCCUUGCGCAUGAUGCAAUCCGCGUCUAGUACAAGCAGUUCAAAACUACUCGACCUGCGCGCGCCUGAACCAUGUUUUGCACCUGAUGCACCCACAACUGUUGCUGAGUGGUGGGGUUCCACUACAUCCUGGCAUCCUUCCUCACACGCUGAUGUACCUAGCCGCAAUCUUGAAGCUUGUACUUGCAUGGAAUGUUGCGGUGAGUGCUGUCGAAGAGCGGCUAUGGAAACGGUGGAAGAAGUUGUUCGAUCUGACGUAUUGCUGGGAUCCAGGUGCAUUUCUGAUAUUAGGCGGUGGUAUGACAGCGUUGCUACGAAAGUUAUUCGUGACACCAAACAACCUAAACCAAGGCUCGUAUUUCAUCCCUCAUUGCCUUCAUUGCCUUCUGAACCAAAAUAUGAAUUCGCAGCGGCAGGUACUCAGAUGCUCCCUCGUCGAUUUCCGUCAAGCAAACGAGUACCAUGUGCACCGCCCUCCUCUCCAUUAUAUAUAGAAGAAGAACCAUACAAGCCGUUUGCCUGGUCUACGGCAAAGCUUGGAAAAUCCUUGUCGCUUACUCUUCCGUCUGAGAGUACGUAUUCCGGACAUUUCUCUCGGUCAACGGCGGACUUGCUGUCAGAGAACCAUUCAACUUCGCUUCCACUCUUCCGACACUCCUUUCGCUGUCCCAUGUGCGAGCGCGUGCACCAUCGACUUCACAGAGAGGCUGAGGUGCCACAUGACGGCAAAGAAACGCGAGGAAUGCAUAUUGGAGUGCAGACGUCUGCGUCUGAAUCCAAUAUCUCUCACCGCAGGUCCUCGUUGCGUUCAGUCUAUAGGCCGGUUCAAUUUCGAAGCAUGUCUGCGGUGGACAUUGCCACAACUAAGCGGGUGUCCAUAGCCAUGCCUAGACGACGUCUUCAUUCUGUUGGUGUUACAGCGUAUCAAAGCAAACACUCUGGAGAAGGCCCUUCAAGUUACUCACGACUUGUGGCGACGAGGUGCAGGAAACUUCCAAGCUCUAGUUCUUUUAAUUGGCACCCAGACGACAUUUCUUGCGGUAGCGAAACACCGAUAAUGGGAGAUGCAGAACUGCCGUCGCUCCACAGUUAUAGGAAAACAUUCCCUGCCGCGACGUCCAGCUCUCUGGAGAUAAGCGUGGAUACACAGGAUGAAAAUGUCAAGAUUGAAAAGCCGCAAGGGAUGCGAGACUCCAGUAGAAGUCCCAGACUGGCCUUACCAGGAAUGGUCGAGGCGACCACGAGAGGCACAUCUAAGCUCACAGCAGGGGGCAACGAAAACAGAAAGAGUACGAAAAAUAUGUUGAAAUUGGACGUCCGUGAAAUGCUUACGAGAAUCUCCAGUAGUCCAGGUAGGCUAACCUACGUGGACGAUGAAACCAGAAAGAAUGCAAAAGGAAACGAUUCGAACGUUUACGAGACAGAUCAGGAAGGAAAAAGAUGUGAUCCUUGUGUGGGCAGACCUGGCGCGCAGCUCAGCGACGUGGCCGAAAAUGUUCAGGAAACCACAAAAUCUGAUAUACCAUAUUCCAGACAUGCCGCAUCUGAUCGGAAUGGACCUCAGUCUAAUAUUGCAUUUUUGUGCAGUGCCGAUAGUGGCCUGAGUAUGAAAAGUUAUCCAUCUUCAAUUCGAAGUCAUCCUGUCAUCGCAGGAUUUUCAACAGCACGGCACCCGCAUGACGAGGAGUACCUGUCGUUUACUGCCACGGGACCGUUGCAGAGUAUUGAAGCUGAACCACAGCACUACGUGGCUUCAGAUGAGUACCCUGUGUACCCUCAGAAUGGCCUAAUGCAAGAUUCCUUUGGAAGUAUACAUCAUACCUGGCCUGUCAGGACUGCGUCUGUUUCAGGUACCAUAGGACACGCGAGAGAAGCCAAACUCGCGCUGCGACCGAGCUCCAGUCAUGCUUCUUUUAUGAAAAGAGGCGAAGAGGAACUAAGUUAUGGGCAGGUUAGUCCAUCUGCCUAUGAGUUUGCUUGGGGUGUAGCUAAUAAACGACCGGUGUGUUCAGUAUCUCUGCAAAAGAAAAGGAGCUCCUAUUAUGACUUUGCGUGGGAUUCUGAUGAACUCUAUAGGUGCCCCUUCGCACGUCCCUCAUAUGAAGAAUGGCAGUCAUUCGAACCCCGAGGAGACGACUAUGGUGCACUAUACAUGACAGCAAGAGAGUCCAGCGAAUCUGAUACAAGCUAUUUCAUGGCUGAUGAGGAACCCAUGGAGAGAAUGCCUUUUCCUGAUCAACGCCUAUCAUCGUCGUACAUCCCAUCGCUGGAAAGUGAGACGACCAGAGAUAUGUCGCGGGCACAAAUAGCUCCUCCGAUGCAUUCAGCGACCCUGGUCAGGGGUAUGCCAUCACCACAAACGAUACUUGUUAUCCAUAAACCCUGUCCCCAUCAAGGCGAAACUUCGUGCCUUGGAGCAUCGCAACUGAAAAGGACAUCUCCUGGCGAAGGCGUAGAAUCGACACAAAAGUUUCCUUCAAUGCCAAAGGUUUCGUCAUUAUCGGUGGCGCAGCUUUCAGCAACAUCAGAACUAUCAGAUUCAUACGGCACAGUACGACUCUUCGAAUCUGAGUCACGAAUGUCGUCGAAAACACGAGAAGCACCCAAAAGCACAAAAAUGCUUCGUUCCUCCGUUGAUGACGGCGAUAUCAUAACGAAGACAACUAGGUUACUUCACCCUUCUCUUGACGAAUGUCUGAUCAAAGACAUCUUUCCGGUGGAAGACAUUCCCACCGAAGACGGUGGACGACAUAAGGAACCUUCUGAAGGAGAUGCCAUGCAUCUAGGCGAAGAAGGUGAUGUACCGCCAGGGGAAGCUAGUGGUGUACCGUUGGCAAAACCAUAUAGUGCACUUCCGUUAAGUGCUGUGAAAUCGGAUGAGCAACCGCCGGAAAAAAGUUGCAGUUGGACAAGUGCAGCUAGCGGCAAGGAAGUAUCCCAGCGGAUUGAAGAACUGACUAGAUCUACAAGUUCAGUAGAGCAACCACACAAGCCCUCCAUAGCCCCCACAGUAGGUUUGGCUCCUGAACACAAACCAGGUAUUGAAGAGAGUGAGGGAACAUCCUCCGUAUCUGCACAGGAGAGAAAGAAAACUGAGUCCACGGUUCCGUCACCUGCAUCCGGGAAGAUGACCUCUGAAGCAAAGGAAGGAGUAGAAGAGCACGAGUCCAUGUCAGAAGAAAAGAAAAAGGAGAGUACUGAGGAAGAAACACGAGAGGAGGAAGUCCCUGCAGCUCAACCCCAAGCCGGAAAGCGAACCGAACACGUCGAAAAGGGCCAUGAGGACGAAGCAAAGCUUCUUCCUUCAGAAGGGAAGAGUGAGUCGCUUGAGGAAGAUAAAGCUAUGGAAGACUAUCUUGAAACAUCUGUGCACCUGUACCCCGAAAGCCGCAUCGUUAUUAUUAUCAUCAUAAUUUGCAUUGCAUGGAUAAUGUUUUUAUUGCUCUCCACCGGUAAGCAUUACGAGCCUAUGACGCCUCUCGUCCCAACAGUGGUUGGAGAUAUUGAUACACAAACCACAACUGAGAACGAGCAGACAACGAGUGAGUCUUUGAUGCCAACAGACCUCCCCACCGGCUCCACUACUGCGACACCUAAUGGCACAAUUGGGGGUAUAUUCUACUGUAGAACAGACUUCUGUAAGCGGGAAGGCACGUACCUCAGCGACCUGUCGUCGAGGUCCAGCCGGAGACCAUGUGAAGAUUUCUACGAAUACAUUUGUGAGGGCUGGGUUGACGCCGUUACUGGCGCUGCAUCUCUGGGAGAAGGUUCUUCUGUGUCGCGGGACACACAACUUCAGUCGGAAAUUGAGCAGAUUGCCCUAGAUUACUUGACAGACACUGGAAAUGUCGACGUUGCUCCUGCGCGAGAGCUAUACGAGUCUUGUAUUGGAAGAAACAAUAGCCGUGGUAUUGCUUCAGCGCGUGAAAUUUUUAGGACAUGGACCAUUAAAGACUGGCCUCUGACAGGUCAAACAGUGGUGUCGACCCGGGACGAAGUCUGGCAGUUUGCUGGCGAAGUUGUGAGAGACCUGAAUGUUGAAGCAUUGCUUAGCGUCUCAAUCGCUAUCGAUCCGAGGCAUCUCAACGAACAUAUUGUGCAGCUAGGUGAACCGUUUCCCAUUUUCCUUCCUGGUGACACCGCAAUUCCGGAAGUGCUCGCCUUAUUUCGCGAAGCCAUACGUGAGACGGCAACAGAAUUUGGCUUACGAAGCAUCGCUGCAGAUGACGUGGUUAACGAAGUGAUGACGACGACGUCAACAAUAGCAAAGAAGCUUCGUCUCGGGAUGGAUGCUGCAACGCCUGAUCGUGACCUGACAGUUACUCAGGUCGUAAGUCUUGGCCACGGGGUGAGAUCCUUCCUGAGCACCGUAUUCGAAAACAUAUCCAACAUCAACUUCAACACUGUGGUGCUUGUGCAACGGCCUGGUUACGUGGGCAAAGCUUUGAAUGAAGUCAUCAACGCGUUGUCACCGAGAGCCGUCCUAAACUAUAUAGGCUUCCGUUGUCUUCUGCGUCUUGCUCCAUUUCUACCCGACCAACUUGUGCGGCUUCGACAUUUGAACUCUGUAGAACUGCUGGGUCGCGCGCAGGAAGACAACGCGUCCACCUUGUGUCUACGUGCCGUCGAGACUGUCCUCCCUGUAUGCUUCCUACGGUCUUACGCUAAACACCGCGUUGUCACUGGUGAGGAUACUAGGGCACGCGAAUGGCUAUCACAGUUGGAGAGUAUCUUCAUCAAGAACGUACGACGGGUGAAAUGGAUGGACGAGUUGACCUCCCUCUUAGUACGCUACAAGGUGAAGCACCACUAUCUCGCUCGUUUCUUCCCGUACUGGGCAGUACACGAGAGAGACGCUUGUACUUCUGCACGCUUCGACAGUACACGGGGGCCAUUAGCUGGCUACUUUGACACUUCUGUUUUACAUCAAGGUGAAGUGCUCCAGGACGUCAUCCGCGGUGGAAACCAGAAGCGCUUUCUGCUUGGAUGGCCGCUUGACACGUCUGCCUCUUACAGAGAAACGCUGCAAACUAUCUACGUUCCUCCAGCCAUCAUCAAUGCCUCUGUGUCCACAAAGGGAACUAUGUUCGCCUUCCACCUAUCCAGGGUCGCUGUCCGCCUGUUUACAGCCCUUGUUAAGAUUCUUUACGAAGGUACUCUGUACGAGCAAGAGACACCUCUGCAGUUCACGAGUGAGGCCGAGAGGGAGUUAAACGAAGCCACUGACUGUUUCCAGCGGGACUUUGAAAGAAAUCGUGGCGUGACAAGCCUGAACGCAUCUUGGGUUCGCUACUCACUUCUCGAGCAAGGACUUGCGCUCAGUCUCGCAUAUCGAGCUUUCCGAGAACUAUUACAUGUCAAACGAAUCUGGCGGCUCGACUUUCGUCUCACCACUCUACGAAAUGUUUCCUCGGACCAAUUAUUCUUUAUGUACUACGCGUUAGACAACUGCGAAUAUUCCGACCAAGCGUACAGGGCGCACGACUUCCUUCACAAGCAUAGAGUACCACCGGAACACCGUGUUAAUCUGCCAUUAAGAAAUCUGCCCCAGUUUGCUCGUGCUUUUAAUUGCAGCCCCCAAGACUAUAUGAAGGCCCCUAUCCCAUGCAGCACUCUUCGCUGAUGUAUAGGGUUAAUUGGCUAUUGUUGGUGUUACAUAUUACUGAUACAUUAUAUAUCCUUAUGCAAUAUGUAAUAGUAUAUAUGUAUAUGUAAUUUAUAUGUAAUAGUAUAUACCUUAUACAAUGUU